Molecule: messenger RNA, 1161 nt
Organism: Electrophorus electricus (electric eel)
Lineage: Eukaryota; Metazoa; Chordata; Actinopteri; Gymnotiformes; Gymnotidae
Gene: hhla2a.1
Product: HERV-H LTR-associating 2a, tandem duplicate 1
Biological process (GO): cell surface receptor signaling pathway; negative regulation of T cell proliferation; cellular response to lipopolysaccharide
Cellular component (GO): external side of plasma membrane
Source: RefSeq, a predicted model, not a curated record
AUGCUAGAGCCUCUACGGCAGCAAGAUGUCCAUGUUACCUGCAUCUACUCUGAAGAUUGCAUUUUGCCUUGUUCCUUCACUUCCACUGCUGCUGAUGAGGUUGUUAUUCAGUGGUACCAGCAGGGGGCGCUGAUAUACAGUUUCCAGAAUGGUGAAGAUGAACCUGACGACAGCAGCAUGUCAUUGUUUACUGAUGAGGUAUCUCAUGGCAAUGCUUCCCUGCUUUUGGAGGACAGUAAUAUCAGGAGCAGGGGGCGCUAUAAAUGUGUGGUCAACACCACUAUGACUGUUCAGGAGUCCUUUGUCAUAGUCAAGGUUGAAGCCCUCCUCAGCAAAAUCAGCAUUGAAGCCAGCUCGUCCGAGUAUGUUCAGUGCUCAUCAUAUGGUGUGUACCCUGCUCCUCUGCUAAUGUGGUCUACAGAGCCCAGCUUCCCUCCUGGGAUUCUGCAGCCUUCCACCAAAAUUACUCCAGAUUCAAAUGGCCUGUAUAGCAUACAGAGUACAGUGAAGAAAGUGACCAAGAGCUCCCAUGUCACCUACAUCUGUAUCAUCACCUCUAAAUACAGAUCACAGGUUUGGACAGCAUCACUUCUUCAGACAGAAAUGACUGGAAAAGAUGGGCAAGACUUGGUCAUUCCAUGUAUGGCUCCAAAGAAUUUGAAAAACUUCACUCUCACUUGGACUUUUACAAGAGAGGAGCAACACAAGGAAAUUCUUACCUAUUACAGCGAAAACAAGAAGAUUGUAAACCAAUGGGAUAAGCAUGCAAAACUGGACCAAGACAAGGCCUUGAUGGGAGAAGGGUCUCUUUACUUAGAUGAUCUAGAAGGCUCAAAACAAUCUGGAACAUAUAUCUGUAUAUUCUCAGGUUCUCAGGCCAAGCACACAGUCCAAACCCGUGUCAAUAUCAGUGCUUCCAGGGUAGUCCCACAAAAAGAAAAUGUGAAUCGCAAGCUGUGGAUUUUGGCAGUUGUGGUGGCGGUUCUGGCACUCCUCUGUGUCAUUCUUUACAUGUUCAGAAAAUACAGAGGUAAAUCUAAACAUUCUGACCAAGGUUUCCAAAGAGACACAGAGCUGCAGGCUAUGCACAAUGAGCAAACAGCAGAGGAUAUACCAGCUGAAAACAGCCCACUAUCGGAUCACACCAACAUAGACUCAUAG